AUGCAUCGAGGCUCCGUGGGCCGCAGCACACGCACAGGGUCGAGAAGGGUGCGGGAACGGGACAUGAGACCGAACAAUACCGUUUGGGCAGGUACCGGCACCCGUGGUAGCCGAGUUCUGAGUUGGGGUGGCGGCCUGGCUGGUCAGUGGGCGCCCAGAGGCGAGGCCACUGCGUCGCAUGGCGCUGUCCUCGGACGUGCAGUACGACUGCGUGCUACGUACAUGGACUCCGCGGUGGCCCUCGACCCCACCAGUCCACCAGUGACCCCCCAUGCUGCGCGCUGA
Messenger RNA from Metarhizium album ARSEF 1941, 285 nucleotides. RefSeq lists its product as uncharacterized. Lineage: Eukaryota; Fungi; Ascomycota; Sordariomycetes; Hypocreales; Clavicipitaceae. The record is from RefSeq and is a predicted model, not a curated record. Bases 1 to 285 code for a protein of 94 amino acids. The transcript has a single exon.